This is a messenger RNA of Alternaria viburni, 1869 nucleotides long. RefSeq lists its product as uncharacterized. The coding region runs from base 1 to 1869 and encodes 622 amino acids. Gene Ontology annotation, biological process: negative regulation of toll-like receptor 9 signaling pathway; apoptotic process. The record is from RefSeq and is a predicted model, not a curated record. The transcript has 2 exons. NCBI's taxonomy places the organism in Eukaryota, Fungi, Ascomycota, Dothideomycetes, Pleosporales, Pleosporaceae.
AUGGACAUCGACAAAGAGUUCCGCCAGGUUGAUGAGCUCGAUAUUGGACUGGAUCGGUCACAUAUCACGUAUCAAGGUCAGAUCGAAGUAACCGGAAGUCGCUCCGAAAGUAGCAAUGACGACACACCUCACUCACACGAUCCGUCGCCUGUAUCAUCCACUAGUAGGAUAGUCAACAAGGUUCGCCAAAAGAAACACAUCGCCGGUGUCAAGAUCAGAAAGACUUUGCAUAUUGCAAAGGCUGAAGAUGAAAUCGAUGAGCCUGAUCCUGAUUCGCUGGUGCUGGUCGAUACGACGGAAGGAAAGCAGUCGAAGUCACGUCUUGACCACAAGUCCACGGCCUCAGAGAAACAUACUUUCAAGGACCUCCUACAUAAUCCGAUUGAUACUGUGAAAUCUAAGGGAUGGUGUCAAGGAAACCAAGAAGUCGCAGCAAACAUAGCUGUGAGCGAAGUUCCUCAUGGCCAGGAAGUGGACUUGGUUAAUGCCGCGGCUGCCAUAGAACAAGCUACGACGACGGAUGAGAAGGCGCAAGCCCAGCAAACUUUCGCUGAGAUGCUCAACCAACGACAGAGCAUCUAUGUUCGAUGGUCGCUAGAUCGGCAUGUGACAAAGAUUAGGAUCCUUCCUCGAGACACCGCAGUGCUCAAGCCCAGAUCUGAUUUCGAGAAGCAGGAUGCGACAGGCCCCAGCGUCACUGACUGGAGAUCAUAUGGUUCGCACUUAUUGGACUACUACGCUCACCGAUACGGAGGUCAAUAUAUAGGCUACGGAUCCGACCCGCCAACCCCUAGCAAAGAGACAAUCAUGCCGAAUAUCGAGCGCCUUAUCGUUGCGACAUCGCCUUUCCAGGAGUUCAUCAUGACCACGCGCCGCGUAUACCGCUGGGAGAAGCCUCUCGAGACAACAAAGUACUUGGUGAUCUACCUCGUCCUUUGGUAUUUCAACCAACUACUACCAGGCAUGAUGUCAGCGCUACUGUACCUGGUUGUCGAGCGACGCUGGCACGGACAGUCCAUCCAAGACCUCCGCGAAGACAUUGAACACAGAGAAGACGUGGAGAGAACGGCAUUAUCACUUACCGAGUUUAUCGAGAAACAGGGCGACGAGAACUGGGCACACGACCUGCUUCAAGACCUUGGUCCUUGGCUUAUGGUUCAGCUAGCCGACCUGGCCAACUUCUUCGAAAGUGUCCGCAACUUCUACGAGUGGAGGAAGCCAAUGCGCACGCUGGCUGUUAUCGUCGUUAUGACUGUCGCCAUUCUCAUCACGGUCUUCACGCCUCUUUGGCUGAUCAUCAAGAUGUCUACAUUCUCUGCUGGUUUUACCUUCUUCUGCCUCUUCCCGGUCUCGGUCAACUUUCCGAGUUACCGCCUGCUUGUCUCGCCAUCUAAGCGGUUGCUCUGGAACAUACCAACACACGCAGAGUGGGCAAUUCAGUACAUACAAGCCGAAGGCCUUCGUGUAAUCACCGAGAAGCAGAACACCAACGCCAAAGCAACGAAUCCAAAGUACACAAAUGACCUCAACGGUUCUGUUCCACCAAUAAGCCAAGACUUCGCCUCCUAUCCCUCACAAUUCGAAAAAACGCCAGGCCAUCUCAUCAUCAAUGCAACAGGAGUGCGCUUCGUCGCAAAGCGUCCGCCACAUGAAGUCCGCUUCUCGCUGCCAUAUGUACAGAUCAACCAAUUGGAGAAGCAAGACCGAUAUGUGGAGAAGAUGAUCAAGGUCCUCAAGGAAUGCGAUAGAGAUCUGCGUUUUCUGGAUAGGAAUGGCCAUGAGUGGAUCUUGCAUGAAGUCGAGAAGAGAGACGAGGCGUUCAGUCAGAUAGUCGGAUUCAGUCGGACGACAUGGCAGGUUUUGUGGUAG